GCCGGCACGGCGGCGGCCACCGCCUGGAGACGGUGAUCAACAUGGCGCCGCCGCCGCCGGAGAAGCCAGCCGGCGUGGGGCGGUUCGGCUUCACGGGCGGGCUGGAGUUCACCAGCCUCACGUACACGGUCGUCAAGAAGCAGCGCGGCGCCGGCGGGGAGUGGGAGAAGAAGGACGUGGACCUGCUGCACGAGAUCACCGGGUACGCCCCCAAGGGUUGCGUCACGGCCGUCAUGGGCCCCAGCGGCGCCGGCAAGUCCACGUUCCUGGACGCGCUCGCCGGGCGCAUCGCCAGCCUCGACGGCCGCGUGGCGCUCGACGGCGUCGAGAUGAGCCCCAGCCUCAUCAAGCGCUCCUCGGCCUACGUCAUGCAGGACGACCGCCUGUUCCCCAUGCUCACCGUCUACGAGACGCUCAUGUUCGCCGCCGACUUCCGCCUCGGCUCCUCCGUCUCCGCCUCCGACAAGAAGCUCCGCGUCGAGAACCUCAUCGAGCAGCUCGGCCUCACGUCCUCCAGGAACACGUACAUCGGAGACGAGGGCACGAGGGGUGUGUCCGGCGGCGAGCGGCGGCGCGUGUCGAUCGGCGUGGACAUCAUCCACGGGCCGGCGCUGCUGUUCCUGGACGAGCCGACGUCGGGGCUGGACUCGACGAGCGCGCACAGCGUGAUCGAGAAGGUGCACGACAUCGCGUGCGCCGGGAGCACCGUGGUGCUCACCAUCCACCAGCCGUCCUCGCGCAUCCUGCUGCUGCUGGACCACCUCAUCAUCCUGGCGCGCGGGCAGCUCAUGUACAGCGGUGGGCCCAAGGAGGUGACCGCGCACCUCGGCCGCAUGGGGCGCAAGGUGCCCAAGGGGGAGAACUCCAUCGAGAACCUCCUCGACGUCAUCCAGGAGUACGAGCAGUCGGAGUUCGGCGUCAAGGCGCUGGCCGAGUUCUGCCUCACCGGCCUCAAGCCGCCCAAGCUCACCGCCACCUACGGGCCCGAGGGGCUGUCCACCGUGUCCAGCAUCGUCCAGACGCCGAUCUCGGGCCCCGGCGGCGGCGACGACGACGACUUCGAUCGCAGCCUGAGGAGCCAGCACUCCAAGUCUCCGUGGAGCGGCGUGCGCCUCACGCCGUCCCGGCGCCCCAAGCACAAGGGGCCCGGGGCGCCCCACGACAACCACAGGUACACGCCGGAGAUCGUGAUGGGAACGCCGACGCCGAUGAGCAGCGCGUACACGGUGAACGAGGACGACUACCUGACGCCGACGCACCGGGCGGCGGGCCCGAACGCGACGGGCGCCCCCGGCAUGGGCGUCAACGCGCUGGGCCACCGGGGCAAGUUCGCCAACUCGUACGUCGUGGAGGUGUGGGUGCUGAUGCGGCGCAACUUCACCAACAUCUGGCGCACGCCGGAGCUGUUCCUGUCGAGGCUGAUGGUGCUCACGGUGAUGGGGUUCCUGAUGGCCACCAUGUUCACCAAGCCCAAGGACAACACGCAGGGGAUCACCAACCGCCUCAGCUUCUUCAUCUUCACCGUCUGCGUCUUCUUCUUCUCCUCCAACGACGCCGUGCCGGCCUUCAUCCAGGAGCGCUUCAUCUUCAUCAGGGAGACCUCGCACAACGCCUACCGCGCCUCCGCCUACGUCGUCGCCGGGAUCAUCACCUACCUCCCCUUCCUCCUGCUCCAGUCGGCCACCUACGCCGCCAUCGUCUGGUUCGCGCUCAGGCUCCACGGCCAGUUCCUCUACUUCCUCGUCAUGCUCUACGCGGCCCUGCUGUCCACCAACUCCUUCGUCGUCUUCAUCAGCUCCGUCGUGCCAAACUUCAUCCUGGGGUACGCGGCGGUGAUCGCGUUCACGGCGCUCUUCUUCCUCUUCUGCGGCUACUUCCUGGACAGCCACAGCAUCCCGGUGGCGUGGAAGUGGAUGAACACCAUCUCGACGAUGAAGUACCCGUACGAGGGCCUGCUGAUGAACGAGUUCAACGGGGGCCAUGUCUUCGCGUCGGAGCGCGCCAUCGGGCUGACCCUGACGGGCAACGACAUCCUCAAGCAGCUGGGGAUCAGCACGGAGGAGGACCGAAAGUGGUGGAUGGUGCUCUACCUCCUCGGCUGGGCCGUCUUCUACCGCGUCCUCUUCUACCUCGUCCUACGCUUCGCCUCUAAGAACAAGAGGAAGUAGUAGCCACAGCUUGUCAUUUAAUUAAUUAGAAUUGUUUCAGCCUCGAUUGGUACGUAUGUAGGCUUGGAUUUUAUGAGGAGGAGGAGGAGGAGGAGGAGGAGAACGAGGUAAGUUUUCUUUGAAGCGACAAGGCGCCGGCCGGAAAAGCCGGAUUGUUGAGUGGGAUUAUGUCAUGAUUGAAGAUUGAUUCCUAAUGUAAUUUUCUGAUGAGAGCGAAGUUCAGUACG
Molecule: messenger RNA, 2395 nt
Organism: Sorghum bicolor (sorghum)
Lineage: Eukaryota; Viridiplantae; Streptophyta; Magnoliopsida; Poales; Poaceae
Product: ABC transporter G family member 17
Exons: 3
Coding region: 42-2168 (708 amino acids)
Cellular component (GO): membrane
Molecular function (GO): ATP hydrolysis activity; ATP binding; ABC-type transporter activity
Source: RefSeq, a predicted model, not a curated record